AUGGAGGUCCAAAAGCAAAAGUGCCAAAAACCCAACACAGACCAAGUGGUUCUUUUCAUGGACCAACAAGACUCCAAACUCGGACAGUCACCACCACCGCAGCAAGCAGACUCCCUCUCUAGAACCCCAGCAAGAACAAACACCCUUCGCCGUCUCAACUUCUCCAAACCCAAAUCUCGUUUCACUGAAACUAACUACCCUCCCCCUUCCAAAACCAUCCCUGAAUCCAAAGAAUACCAACCCUUAAACCCUCCUGAAAGCGCUACCUCCACAGAUGAAGACGAUGAUGAUGAAUGGUAUGAAAAUGAAGAAGAAGAAGUUGAUGGUGCCAAAAAACUGUCCAACUAUCGAAAGAGAAGGAAAAGAAAGAUAAAAAAGAGAGCCUUGAUCGAGUUCAUAUUGUUUCUCAUAAUCAUGACUUGCUUAAUUCUCUCUUUAACCGUUGAAUCCCUCAAGAUCAAGUUCCAAUGGGGUUUAGUUUUAUGGAAAUGGUGCCUUAUGGUCUUGGUCCUCUUCUGUGGCCGCCUUGUGUCGGUUUGGGUUGUAGGUUUUAUUGUUUUUCUCAUGGAACGCAAUUUCAUGCUUAGAGAAAAAGUACUGUACUUUGUUUUUGGUUUGCGCAAGAGUUUUCAACAUUGUGCAUGGCUAGCGUUGGUCCUACUUGCAUGGAUGAUUAUGUUCCAUGAUGUCCAUAAACAUAACAAGGUCUUAAAGAAGGUUUUCCGUGCUCUGAUUGCUGUCCUUGUCGGAGCUACUAUAUGGUUACUAAAAAUUUUACUUGUCAAGGUUCUUACUUCUUCUUUCCAUGUUGCUACUUUCUUUGAUCGCAUGAAAGAAAGUGUUUUCCACCACUACAUUCUCGAUACACUCUCUGGUCCGCCAUUAGAUGAGGAUGAGAGAGAAACUCCUCAGCGGCCGACGCCAAGCCAUUCGAAGACAUUGGCAGCGAAGCUGAGGGAGAGGGCCACGCCGUUAUCGAGAUCUAAGAGGUACGAGUCGAGGAGCAUCGAUAUGGAGAGGUUGAGGAAGUUAAGUAUGAUGAGUAGGGCGACUGCUUGGAGUGUGAAGAGGUUGGUGAGUUACAUUAAGUCUUCGGGGUUGUCAACGAUUUCGUGGACGGUGGAUGAUUUUGGUAAUGCAGAGUCGGAGAUCAAUAGUGAAUGGGAGGCUAGAAGCAGUGCUCAAAGGAUUUUCAAGAAGGUCGCCAAAUCUGGUGCCAAGUAA
Dovyalis caffra is the source of this 1224-nucleotide messenger RNA. NCBI's taxonomy places the organism in Eukaryota, Viridiplantae, Streptophyta, Magnoliopsida, Malpighiales, Salicaceae. The record is from the annotation of a GenBank genome assembly.